This is a messenger RNA of Pelecanus crispus (Dalmatian pelican), 3129 nucleotides long. The record is from RefSeq and is a predicted model, not a curated record. Lineage: Eukaryota; Metazoa; Chordata; Aves; Pelecaniformes; Pelecanidae.
AUGCUUACGGUUUCUCAUGAUGUGCCUGAUACAAACCUCUUCCUUCCACGUUCUGGAAACCAUUUUUCAGGAUACUUCUCCAAGGAGUCUCCGCAAGACAGUGCUAUCACCCGAGACAUCAAUCGAACGUUCCCUGCUCAUGAUUAUUUUAAAGAUACUGGGGGAGAUGGCCAGGACUCCCUGUACAAAAUAUGCAAGGCCUACUCUGUCUAUGAUGAAGAGAUUGGCUACUGUCAAGGCCAAUCGUUUCUUGCUGCUGUGCUGCUUCUACAUAUGCCUGAGGAGCAAGCUUUCAGUGUUCUGGUCAAAAUCAUGUUUGAUUAUGGACUCAGGGAACUUUUCAAACAAAACUUUGAAGAUUUGCACUGCAAGUUCUAUCAGCUGGAGCGCCUCAUGCAGGAAUACAUUCCUGAUCUGUAUAACCACUUUCUGGACAUUAGCCUUGAAGCGCACAUGUAUGCUUCCCAGUGGUUCCUUACCCUGUUCACUGCAAAAUUCCCUCUCUACAUGGUCUUCCAUAUUAUUGACUUACUCUUAUGUGAGGGAAUAAGUGUUAUCUUUAACGUUGCACUGGGAUUAUUAAAAACUACCAAGGAUGAUUUGUUACUGACUGACUUUGAAGGGGCUUUAAAAUUCUUCCGUGUACAGCUGCCCAAGAGAUACCGUUCGGAAGAAAAUGCAAAAAAGCUGAUGGAAUUAGCAUGUAAUAUGAAGAUUAGCCAGAAGAAGCUGAAGAAAUAUGAGAAGGAAUAUCAUACCAUGAGAGAGCAGCAAGCUCAACAGGAGGAUCCUAUAGAAAGAUACGAGCGUGAAAACCGGCGCCUACAAGAAGCAAACAUGAGGCUUGAGCAAGAAAAUGAUGAUCUUGCACACGAACUGGUGACUAGCAAGAUUGCUUUGCGAAAAGAUUUAGACAAUGCGGAGGAAAAGGCAGAUGCUCUGAAUAAGGAACUGCUAAUGACCAAGCAGAAGUUGAUUGAUGCAGAAGAAGAAAAGAGGCGCCUAGAAGAAGAAUCAGCUCAGCUGAAGGAAAUGUGUCGUAGGGAACUAGACAAGGCAGAGUCAGAGAUCAAAAAGAACAGCUCUAUUAUUGGUGACUACAAACAGAUUUGUUCCCAGCUGAGCGAGCGACUGGAAAAGCAACAAACAGCAAAUAAAGCUGAAAUUGAGAAAAUACGGCAAAAAGUGGAUGACUGUGAGCAUUGCCGGGAGUUCUUCAAUAAAGAAGGCCGUGUGAAGGUUGCUAGUUCUGCCAAGGAUGGUUCAGAUGAGGACACAGAUGAGGAGAAGGAAACGCUGAAAAACCAGCUGAGGGAAAUGGAGCUUGAGCUGGCCCAGACCAAGUUGCAGCUUGUGGAGGCGGAAUGUAAAAUACAGGAUUUGGAGCACCAUUUGGGUCUGGCAUUGAAUGAAGUACAAGCUGCAAAGAAAACAUGGUUCAACAGAACAAUAAGCUCUAUAAAAACAGUGACUGGAGUCCAAGGAAAAGAGACUUGUUGAAAAGCAGUUCUGUCAAACACACCUUCUUAACACAACACCUUUUGUUGCCUUCCUUGGCCAGAUGUUUAAUUCUGUGACAUGAGAGGACCAGAAUGUAAAUAGAAUAGAGACACAGCAUGUCAGGAUUUCAAUAGGUCAGUGAUAAAGAGGAUGGAAACACAAGACAGGUUUUAUUGCUAGACAUGGGAUCUUCAUACUACUGAUAUUUAACAGGUGAUGUAGCUAGAUUGAAGCUCUUCAGAGAAACACUCCAUUCUGCGGUCUGGCUGGAGGCUUUUCACAGACUAGGUACGAGAACUUACCAAACCCUAAUUGUUAAGUUUACAUAUGAUAGGUUUUUUUACAGUUACAACCUUUUUUAAUAUUUUAUUUGAAAGGAAAAGUGUCACUAACAAAGUAAAAAAAAGAAAAAAAGAAAAAAGGAAAAAAAAAAAAAGAAAAAAAGGAAAAAACAAACAACAAAAAAAGACAACUUUAGCAAGAACUACAUCAGUGCCAGAAAGCAGUCCCCAGAGGUAGGAUAUGGAGAGUAGGAGGUGACAUGUUUUGCUUUAUGAAUGGGGAUGAUUUCAGCAUUCCUGUCGAGCAACCCCACUUUGUUUCAGUAGAUGCAGCAUCCAUCUCUCUGUGUUUGGCAUUUCUUUCUGUUACUAAUCAAUUCUAUGCAACUCUGGGCUUUUUUGGCAUGGGCUGCCAAACAAAUUCACAACCUGAGGCUGGGAGACUUGUCUAAGUGCUAGACAAGAAUAAUCAGAAUUCUUGGCAAAUUUCCGUUUCACUUCUGUGUCAUAUUGUUUGAUCCACAUAUCAACAGCGUUAAAAUCCCCAACGCCAGGACUGCUAAUAAGUACUAAUUAUGUGGAUGGUCUGACAUUGAAUUGAGUCUUUUUGUUUGGUUUUUUGUCAGGUUUUUUUGUUUUGUUUUUGUUUGUUUGUUUUUACCCGGCUGUAGCAGGCCUUCUGUGAAGCUCUGAGAAAGCUUCCAGGAUUUAGUUUUGCACAUAGGUAUGAAUGGGACAAAGAACCAAUAAACUGAGAUAUAUAUGAGGCAAAAAUCACUGCGUGAGUGUAGCUGCGAGCAUCUAUAGCUAUCCAACUUGCUUCCCUGGUAACAUGUUUAGCGGUUGUGUAGGUCAUUUUUCACGCUCGAUGCAGUUGCACUAAUAGGUGCUAAACGUGUUUGGAUUUCUUAUUCAUUGGAUUGUCUUGAGUUCUCACCAGAAAGCUGUAGAAUGGAGUUUUGCACCUUGUAAUUUUUUUAAUUUAUAAUGGUUUGUGUUACGCUGAAGUGUCUAUUGCAUCAGUGGAUAAAUUUUGUGUGCAGUGUGAGUAUAAGCUGGUAACAAUAAGAGGCACUGGUUUGUAUAUAAAGAUAUUUGGUUUAUUUUGUAUUUCUACCUUUUUCUUGUUUACUGUACUAAUGCUAGCUAAUGUACUCUGUAACUACGGAAUAGAACAUGCUAUGUCCAAGCUUUUUUCCUUAACUACAUACAUUAUCUCUAUUGUUUAAUACCAAAAAAAAAAAAUACUGUAACUCCAUCAAUAUUAGAUGCGUGGACAUUGUGGUAGCAUAGUUGCAGUGUGUAUACUUUAUGAAUUGAAAUAUAAACUAGUAAAAUUGUAUAACUA